CCGCCGAUGCUAAGAGCUCUAGCACCUGCCAAGUCCCCCCAUUACCCACCUUCCCACACUCAGAAGCCUCUUUGGUGGAAUGCUAAUGGGAGGGAGUCUUGCCUCUCCAGAGGCAGGAAGGGCUGGCCCCCAUGCCCCCCGGGCCUCUGAGAAGUGGGUGCAGGAGAACAACACUCGCGAGGGGACCUCCUUCACCCUGGGAGAGGGUGGCCUCUUUGCUAUUUCACAGUCACAGGCUGAAUCCUUCACUUGCCCCUGCUCACUGUGCAGGUAUGCUCACUGCCAGCUUUAGGGAGGCCAGAAACCAACCUGCUCCUGCAAAAAGAAUCCGGGCUUGUUCUGAGUGCCUGGUGCAGGCCAGGCAAGUGGGACACUGUUGCAUGAGGAGGGGGCAGUGCCUCUCGCUCUUGGGCCUGAUGCCAAGGGAGGUGGCCUGUCCCCAUCGCAUGCAGACAUCCUGGCCAUCCCAGCCACACGUGCACGUGAGAGGCUGGGCACUGGCAGGGUUCCUGAGGAACCGGAUGAUGCGGUCGUCUGCCUGCAUCCUUCCUCUUGUGAAUGUAAGGGGCCAGUUCCCAGCCAAAGCCCCACCUGGGGCCUUCAUGUUUCGUCCCCAACAGGCCUACUGUCUGGCUCCUUUUGACCUCAUCAAAGUCCGGCUACAAAACCAGACAGAGCCAGUGGCCCAGCCGGGUAGCCCCCCACCCCAGUACCAGGGGCCCGUGCACUGUGCAGCCUCCAUCUUCCGGGAGGAGGGGUACCGGGGGCUGUUCCGAGGAGCCUGGGCCCUGAUGCUGAGGGACACCCCCACGAUGGGGAUCUACUUCAUCACCUAUGAAGGGCUCUGUCACCAGUACACACCAGAAGGCCAGAAUCCCAGUUCAGCCACAGUGCUGGUGGCAGGGGGCUUUGCAGGCAUUGCUUCCUGGGUGGCAGCCACGCCCUUAGACGUGAUCAAGUCCCGGAUGCAGAUGGACGGGCUGAGACGCAGAGUAUACCAGGGGGUGCUGGACUGCAUGGUGAGCAGCGUCCGGCAGGAAGGACUGGGGGUCUUCUUCCGGGGGGUCACCAUCAACAGUGCCCGCGCCUUUCCCGUCAAUGCUGUCACCUUCCUCAGCUACGAAUAUCUCCUCCGCUGGUGGGGAUGAGCCCUGCGGCAAUGCCAAUGGCUCCCCAUCAGGCCCACGGCCCGGAAGCCAGUUUGAGAUUGGAGGCCAGGUUGAAAAUCUGCAGCUUGCAAAUCAGUGCAAGAGGCUCAGCCCUUCCUAACCAAGGCACCUCCCACCCGAGCAGAUCUGGGCUGGGCAGGUGCCUGCAGGAGCCAGAAGCCAGGGGGCCUGGGCAGCCUCCCUGUGUAGCUGGCCUUGACUCCUUUGCCUCCCACGUCUGUGAAACAGGGAGCAUGAGGCACAAGUGAGCUGGCAACAUCCCAGCCCCUGUCCUGUGCCGUCACCUCUUUUUUUUUUUUUUAUUUUGAGAUGGAGUCUUGCUCUGUUGCCCAGGCUAGAGUGUGGUGGAGCGAUCUCAGCUC
Messenger RNA from Macaca mulatta (Rhesus monkey), 1531 nucleotides. Lineage: Eukaryota; Metazoa; Chordata; Mammalia; Primates; Cercopithecidae. The record is from RefSeq and is a predicted model, not a curated record.